Sporothrix schenckii 1099-18 is the source of this 309-nucleotide messenger RNA. RefSeq lists its product as uncharacterized. The transcript has 2 exons. The coding region runs from base 1 to 309 and encodes 102 amino acids. The record is from RefSeq and is a predicted model, not a curated record. NCBI's taxonomy places the organism in Eukaryota, Fungi, Ascomycota, Sordariomycetes, Ophiostomatales, Ophiostomataceae.
AUGUUGAGAGCGACUGAGGCCUUGGCGCAGAUUCUCUCGACGUCGCAGGCGUCUGAGCCGACAGGCCGCAGUGUGUUGCCGAAAAUAUUGAGGAUAGCCAGCCAGCACGAAGCUGCACUCGGAUACCCAAGCGACUCCAAGCCGAGCGGAAGCGGGAAGUGGGGGACUGUUAGGGCCCCGUCAUGCUGGCCAUCUUGUGCAGGAGAUGCAGGAGAUGCAGGAGACUCUGGCGACAGGGAUGUAGAGUCCAUGGCAGUGUGGUGGACGUGCUACACAGGCAGAUAUGGCAAGAAGGCUUGGUACAGAUAA